Messenger RNA from Symbiodinium sp. CCMP2456, 1281 nucleotides. The record is from the annotation of a GenBank genome assembly. Lineage: Eukaryota; Dinophyceae; Suessiales; Symbiodiniaceae.
AUGAACCGUGCCGUUGACGGAGACAUUGUCAUUAUCGAAAAGCUGCGAGCUUCCGAGGCCAAGCGGGGACGACGACAAGAGUUGAAAGGAAAGGCACUGAAGGAUGGCAACGAUGUUGUGGUCAUGAUGGGCAAGCCAGCUGCGAGUAUCGUUGCCAUCAAAAAGAGAUCCCAGAGAGAGGUGGGUGGAACAAUUUAUGCCAUCGAUGCUCUGGAGGAGAAGCGGGAGCUUCUUCGGAAGACCAAAGGCGUGGAGCAGGAUGACUGUCUCUUCAUCCCGGCGGACACCAGGUUCCCGGACAUGUUGGUCAAAGCCACACCCGAGAAGUUCGAGGAGCAGCGGGUGACCGUCAUACUCAACACUUGGCAGCAGUUCUGCCCAUAUCCUCGAGCACGCUUCUCGCGGAGUCUGGGCAAGAUUGGGGACAUAGAUGUUGAGACGGAGAUGAUCUUGCUUGAGUUCAACGUCAAGGAAGAGCCCUUCACAGAGGAAGUGCUGAGCUGCCUUCCACCGGAAGACUUCGCGCCGUCAGAGGAGGAUUUCAAAGGUCGCAUGGACUUUCGAGAUGUGUGCGUAUUCUCGAUCGAUCCUCCCGGUUGUGAAGACGUCGAUGAUGCCCUGAGCUGCGAGAAGCUGGACAACGGCAACUUCCGCGUUGGGGUCCACAUCGCCGAUGUGACCCGGUUUGUGAAGCCGGAGACCGAAUUGGAUCGGGAGGGCGCAGAGCGGAGCACAUCCGUCUACCUUGUUAACAAGCGAGUGGACAUGCUGCCCAAGCUGUUGACAACGGAGAUCUGCUCCUUGAGGUUUGACGGCAAGGAUCAUUUGACUUUUUCUGCGGUUUUCGAGCUGACCCCGGACGCGGAAAUGGUCAGUGCGCAGUUCAACAAGGCUGUGAUUCGAUCCAGAGGGGCUCUUUCCUACAAGGAGGCUCAAGAAAGGUUGGACUCCGAUCCAGCGGACGACCAGUCGGAAGUCACCGUGGCCAUCCGAGACCUCUGGGCUCUGGCCCAAAAGCUUCGGUCAAAGAGGAUCGAGGACGGAGCCCUGAACUUGGAGAGCGGCGAGCUGAAGUUCGAGCUCGACUCAGAGAAUCAAACUGCUGUCAACGUCUUCCAGUACCAAACCUACGACACCAAUCGCCUCAUCGAGGAGUUCAUGCUCCUGGCGAAUCGGAGAGUGGCGGAGGCUCGAGGGAGAGUGCGUGUGUGGAGAUUCGCCCCUUUCAUUGUUUCCUGUUGUACUGCACCAGCAAAGGCAGUAUAUUAUAGUAUAUUAUAG